AUGGCUCUCAUCAGCAAACAGGAAGAAUCUCUAGACUCUUCUAAUGAACCAACCACAGCUGAAGAUUUCCUUGAACAAGGCUCGAUUGACGAGGAGUCGGGAGACAGGUGGCUCGGAUCCGACUUGUCCAAGAGCUUGCGAUUUUACCAGAAAGCUUACACCAGCUAUUUGCAGUCGAUUUCGUUACUGGGAACUCAAGGCAGAAACCUUGAUGCCUUCUACAAUUCUUCCAGAUUGCUCUUCCUGGUGUACAACCAAUACAUCAAGACUGAUGGUGUAGAAAUAUACGAGUUGACGAACGUGGAUGAAGCCUUGACAGGCGACAAGCGAUCCGUAUUACAAGACUUGGCUCAUAUUAUAACUGCUCACGAAACAGCGAUGACCGUAGCAAAAACUUCCAAUAUAGCGAUACCUUCAGAUUUGCUCUUCAACACAGCAUUAGUAUACACUGAAGCUAUAGAGGCCGAGCAGGAAAAUGACCAAUCUGAUUUCAACCAAUUGCUUGAGGUCACUCAGAGAGCACAGAGCUUGUUCUUGGCUCUUUUGGACUUACAAAUGGUAGAAUUCCAGAAGUUCUUACAGGAGUUGAACGAAGUAGAUGUUAAUGCUAUGGAGUCUAAUAAUGAACUUUAUCAACAGGGUGGUCUUCAUGAAGAAACAAAGCAAGAGGAGUACACGAGUGACGAGGUAGUUCAGCCUGUAGAUAUAUUGGAAUCGGUGUUGUCGUGCUACAAAUUGGCACAGGCUAUUCUUGAGAAUGUAACUGAUUUCGAUUCACAAGUUCCAGCAGUAACCAACUUGAUCCAGCCUCUUCUAGAUAGAAGUGACAAUAUAGCGCGCGAUCUUAUAGACAACUUCAGUGAAGUCGCAGCCAACAAAAAUGAAAUGGUAGCCAAUAUUUCUGAAGUUCAGAUCCUGGAAUUGAAGGUUGCAAAGAGCUAUAUAGUUGGAUUGACCUCGAACGACUUUGACCAAUUGUUUGAAGUCUGGAAUAACGCAGAGCUUCCUGCCACUCCAGAAAGGUAUAUGCUGGCUGCUGACAAUAUCCAGAGCUUGCUUGAUCGCAAUGAUGUUACAUUAGCCAAUGUCAAUUCCAGUGGAAUUUUACAAUCUAAAGAGUUGUACUGGAAGUCAUUGACCCAGAUGUCGGGAAACUUGAAAAAGGCUCAGGAUAUACUAAGUCAGUUGUUGGCAGAGAAGAAAAAGACACCCUCUGGUGUGGACUUAGGAUUAGGAGCUCUUGUGGGUCAGAUCAGUGAGGUCAUCAUUGCCAGAGCAGAUAUAGAGCUUCAACGAUGCCAGAUUUCGGGGUAUGAGCCAGCCGAGAAGAACUCGCAGGUAUUGCUACAAAAUUGUAAGACUUUGUUGAAAAAUGCCAUGAAUAUUGCGAACACCGCUGGAGGAUUGAGAGAAAGGGCCGCAGAAAAGCUCCAGCGUGAAAAGAAGAAAGUGGAUGCUGUUUUCAGAUUAUGUCUUCUUGAAGGCAAGACAUCAACUCAGGAAUUAGAUACCAUUCUUGGAGCCAACAAGUGGCCCAACGAGUUGGUGUCUUUGACCAAGCUCGGAUAUUACGAUGCCUUUGGAGUGCAGAAUAUACAGAAGCCCUUGCAGUUCUAA
Molecule: messenger RNA, 1617 nt
Organism: Scheffersomyces stipitis CBS 6054
Lineage: Eukaryota; Fungi; Ascomycota; Pichiomycetes; Serinales; Debaryomycetaceae
Exons: 1
Coding region: 1-1617 (538 amino acids)
Source: RefSeq, a predicted model, not a curated record